Xenopus laevis (African clawed frog) is the source of this 1435-nucleotide messenger RNA. It is a transcript of the gene gdf3.S, whose product is annotated as growth differentiation factor 3 S homeolog. Lineage: Eukaryota; Metazoa; Chordata; Amphibia; Anura; Pipidae. Gene Ontology annotation, cellular component: extracellular region; cytoplasm. Gene Ontology annotation, molecular function: cytokine activity; growth factor activity. Gene Ontology annotation, biological process: animal organ development. The record is from RefSeq and is marked provisional.
GAGAAGUCAACAUGGCAGAGUUGUGGCUAUCACUUUCUUGCAUGUUCUCCUUGCUUCUACUGACAAAUUCAUCUCCACUUACCUUCCAGGAAAGAAUGCUCCUUAAAGCCUUGGGGCUGAACACCAGACCAAACCCCAUUGCUCCAGCUCCUGUACCUAAAUCUUUAAGAGAAAUUUUUGAGAAGGGGAUAAACCAGGACAAUCCCUGCAUGAUGGAAGGUUUCGGAGUACCUGGAAAUAUUGUCCGCUCAUAUCGAGAUCAAGGAACCAUAGCAGCCAUAGAGGAGCCACAAGGAUCUCUGUGCUUAAAGAAAUUUCUCUUUUUUGACCUAUCAGCAGUGGAGAACAAGGAGCAAUUGACCCUAGGCCAACUGGAAAUUAAGUUCAAGCACAACACAUAUUAUGGACAACAGUUCCAUCUCCGCCUCUACCGCACCCUUCAGCUAUCUCUAAAAGGGAUGAGAGACAGCAAGAUGAACAGGAAGCUCCUGGUGACUCAGUCUUUCCGUCUCCUUCACAAGUCCCUCUAUUUCAACUUGACCAAGGUGGCAGAGGACUGGAAAAACCCUGAGAAGAAUAUGGGUCUGAUACUGGAAAUAUAUGCAAGCAGUGAACUUGCAGGAGGCAAUCGAUCAUUUGUAGUAUGUGAACCAAUACAGUCUUUCAUUUACACUUCUCUGCUCACUGUGUCCCUAGACCCAUCCAAUUGCAAAACUCAACGAGCCAAGAGGAGUACUCAUUCAUCACCUCCAACCCCAAGCAAUAUCUGCAAGAAAAGGAGAUUGUACAUUGACUUCAAGGAUGUUGGAUGGCAGAACUGGGUCAUUGCACCCCGUGGUUACAUGGCAAACUACUGCCAUGGAGAGUGCCCCUAUCCACUGACGGAAAUGCUAAGGGGCACAAAUCAUGCUGUUUUACAGACUCUGGUGCAUUCUGUAGAACCAGAAAACACCCCAUUGCCUUGCUGUGCCCCCACUAAGCUGUCUCCUAUCUCCAUGCUAUAUUAUGACAACAAUGACAAUGUGGUACUGAGGCACUAUGAAGAUAUGGUAGUGGAUGAGUGUGGUUGCAAGUGAGUUUGCUUUGGAGAUUGUUCUCAUUCCCUUAUCUAAGCCUUAAACUUAUCCUCUAAAGGGACUGCUGCCAACCUAGUUAUGAAGCCUCGCGCCUCGUGCGACAGUGACUUUAACCAUCUUACAUAACAUUAAUUGAUAAGACUAUAUUUAUUUUGGGGUGUACUUGCCCUUUAGGUGGUUUGGCAAAUGCCAUGCGUGGCUCUUAACAGAGCUGCUGGAUGAAACACAUUUUUAAAAAAGUAUAUUGUUGUCAAUAAAUGUUUUUAUCUUUAUAUAUUGGGCAUAGAGCUAGGUUGGUGCCUGAAAAUUGCCUAGCACUUGCAAGUACAGCUGAUUGUUGGAAAUAAAUGUGAUUUAAC